GACCCUCGACGAGGCCGAGAAGCGCGUCAAAGCCGUCCGGGAGGACCUAAACUUUGAGAAGCUGUGGAACAUGAGCUUUGAAGAGCGAUGGUUGUUGGCACAGGGCUUGGGACCUGCCUUCCCGAUCUCGUUGAUUCUGUCUUACACCAUCUACUGGACCGCCAACGUGCCCUUCAUCGCCUACGCCUACUACACCACCGUUCUCACAGGGACAGCCACAAUGGGACUGGUGAUGGCAGGAGCGUACACGGCCUCCAUCCCCUUCAAGCCCUUGAUCUACAUCGGCGGGAUCCUGCUUACGCCCUGGGUGGCAGACAAUGUGAUGCCACUCAUCGGCAAGGCCCUGAACAUGUUCAGAUUGCCAGAUGAGGAGGAGUUGAACAAGGGUUUAGGGGUUUAG
Symbiodinium necroappetens is the source of this 400-nucleotide messenger RNA. Lineage: Eukaryota; Dinophyceae; Suessiales; Symbiodiniaceae. The record is from the annotation of a GenBank genome assembly.